AUGGAUCUGCAUUUGAGCGCCCAGGAUGUACCCCGCUGUGACUUGUGUGAGAGCGCCUUAGCCUCCACUCACUGCGACCUCUGCUACGUCAACCUUUGCAGGCCUUGCAUUGGUGAACAUAUCGGGGAUGAAUAUACCAAACAUAAAAUUGUCCCGUUCAAUCAGCGGAAGUCCACUCUGAUCUACCCAAUGUGUGCAACUCAUGGAAGUCAGAGAUGUGAAUUUCAGUGCAAUGAGUGCAACAUAUUUGUGUGUUCACACUGUGUUUCGUCUGAAAUACACAAUGGGCAUACAUUUUCAAAUCUGUCUGAAAUCUACAAAUUCAAAAAAGAAAUCGUAGAAAAGGAUAAAAGUGAACUGGAAAGCAUUAUCUUUCCUACAUAUGAGACCAUAAUUACAGAGAUAGAAUCUGGAGUUGCCAAAAUAGAUGGGGAAUAUGAAAACCUUUCAGAAGCAGUCAUUAAGCAAGGAGAAGAACUGCAGAAAGAGAUUGAAAAUGCUGUAGAAAAAAUGAAUGGGGAAAUUAAAGAGAUGAAAACUAAACACGUUGAUAUUCUGCAUGAUCAUUUAGAAGAAAUGAGGAAGAUACGUUCUGAUGUUCAGCAAUCACUUGAAACUCUUAGAGAAGUCACAGAAUCAAAUGAUGUAGCCCUGGUAGUGGGAUUCAAAUCGAGAAACAAGGAAUUCUUUAGACUUCCUCAAAAAUUUGAAGUAAUAGGACCAAAGUUUGAUCCCAAAGCAAUAGACAUACAACAGCUUAACGAAGUAUUUGGGACUUUAUUACCCUUUUCAACUAGGUCAGUGGAACAUGGCUACACAUUAAAAAUGCCUGUCAGACAUCUUCUGGAUGACCCAGAACUCAUCGGGGCUGUUGACACAGGGAAUAGUGAGAUCUACAGUGUUACUGGUUACAAAGAUGUCAACAUCUGGGUUAGUGGAAGAUGUAGCACCAUGAAGUGCUAUGACAACCAAGGAUCACUGAUAAAAUCAAUAGAAAUCAAGUCAGAUGCAAUAAAAAUCGAGUCAGAUGCAUGGCCAAGUGAUAUAACCAUGACAAGUGAUGGUCAUUUGAUUUACUCUGACUGGUCGACAGGAACAAUUAACAUGAUAGAAAAUGGCCUGGAAAAGGAAAUCGUCUACCUAGAGGAAUGGGAACCUCAAAAUCUCUGUGUCACCUCAUCUGGCGACCUCUUAGUAACCAUGAACAGUAUUGACGAGUUGGAAGAAGACGGGAAUGAAGCUUCAGAAGAAGAGAUAGUGCAGUGCAGAAUUGUACGUUAUUUACUGACGGAUGCUAGAGAGAAACAAAUUAUACAAUUUGAUGACAAGGGAAAUCCUUUAUUAUCGGGAAACCGUAGUAGUAAAUAUUUAUGUGAAAACAACAACUACGACAUCUGUGUGGCAGACUCUGAAGCUGGCGAAGUCGUGGUGGUAAACGAAGAAGGAAAUCUCAGAUUUAGGUAUAGCGGUCAUCCGUCGGCUGUGAGGAACCAGCAGUAUCAACCGAAAGAAGAUUCCAGAAAGAUCAACACAUUCAACCCUAUCGGUAUAACCACCGACAGCCAGAGCCAAAUCCUGACAGCGGAUUGUCCGAAUCAUCUUAUCCACAUCUUGGACAAAGAUGGACAUUUUCUGCGUCUGAUCGAUAAUUGUGAUCUGUACACUCCACAUGAUUUGUUUGUGGACAAGAAUGACAUCCUUUAUGUAACAGAACAUUGCAUUGGGAAAGUAAAGAAAGUCAAAUAUUUGGAGUAA
Messenger RNA from Saccostrea cuccullata (small rock oyster), 1755 nucleotides. RefSeq lists its product as uncharacterized. Lineage: Eukaryota; Metazoa; Mollusca; Bivalvia; Ostreida; Ostreidae. Bases 1 to 1755 code for a protein of 584 amino acids. Gene Ontology annotation, molecular function: translation repressor activity; zinc ion binding; ubiquitin protein ligase activity. The record is from RefSeq and is a predicted model, not a curated record. Gene Ontology annotation, biological process: protein polyubiquitination; negative regulation of translation; proteasome-mediated ubiquitin-dependent protein catabolic process. The transcript has a single exon.